GAUCUGAGGUUCGGGGUUAGGUUAGGGAGGGGAUUGCGUUUGUUUGGUGCGAGUCUGUGUGGGAACCAGACGAGGCUGAGAGAUGACGGUUUCGGAGGACGAAGACGAAAAUCUUGCUCAUUUCCUGGAAUCCGAGGUCCUCUCUGAGGCCUCCGAUCAGGAAAAAGACGCGGUUGCAGAGCAGCCACAAGCAAAGAGAUUGCGCGUGGAUGAGGAAGGAAGCAAGAGAAGUGCCCCCAAGAGGAUAGAGACUGGCAUCUUCAGCAAGAUCCCCCCUGAACUUUUCCAUCAUAUCCUCAAAUUCCUCUCCUCCGAGGACCUUGUUGCAUGCUCACUGGUUUGUAGAUUCUUAAACUGUGCAGCAUCUGAUGAAAGCUUAUGGCGUCGACUGUAUUGUAUGCGCUGGGGUCUGUUGCAGCACAAAAAGUUUCGACAAUGUGCUUGGAAAAAGCUGUAUAUCGAGCGUGAUGAAGAAGACAUGAUUGAAUUUGUGAGAAAUUGCCCAUCUGAGUUCAAGGAGUAUUAUAUCCAAAUGCAGGUAGCAAAGAGAAGCCAAGCACCUCUUUUGUCACAGGUAAAUGAUGACCGGAUAAUUCUUGACAAGACUGUUGCUGAUCAAGUGUCUAGUUGGAAAAGUAGUCGAGGUCUGACUGAUAAGGUGGACAUCGACCAUAACUGUUCUGGAGUAACUUGUACCUACUACCAAAUUGGGGAUGUAUUUGUUUGUGAGAAGACCGGACGUGUUCAUGUAUGUGAUGAUACAUGCAGAGAAGUUGUUAUGGAUACAGCCAAUGAUAUUGUGGUUUGUACAAUUUCUGGGCACUGUUUUGAUAGAUUACUGGUAUCAGAUGAAGAACCAGACACUGAACAGCAACAAGGUGGGGUAACAGAUGAAGCUGAACCAUUCAUGGGAUCUGGCCGUUUUGCACGGGCGUAUUUGCUAGGAUACAACUGCGCUGAUGAGAAGGAACUUGAAGCUGCUUUGAGGUUCUGCUGAUCUAUCAGAAAUUGGAGUACUAAGACUGCUUAAUCCAAACAGCUGUACGCAACAUGUUAAUAAAAUUUAUAAGAGUGGAGUGCAGGAAGAAGCACCUUUUUGGUUGUUGCUAUGACUCUGUUGAGCUGUUUUGUUGUAUAGCCUACUCUUCUUAUAAAUAGAUGUAUGUGGGUUUUCAAGGAUUUAUCAU
Messenger RNA from Vitis riparia (riverbank grape), 1187 nucleotides. Its product is annotated as F-box protein SKIP31. Gene Ontology annotation, molecular function: protein binding. Lineage: Eukaryota; Viridiplantae; Streptophyta; Magnoliopsida; Vitales; Vitaceae. The record is from RefSeq and is a predicted model, not a curated record.